Durusdinium trenchii is the source of this 2144-nucleotide messenger RNA. The record is from the annotation of a GenBank genome assembly. Lineage: Eukaryota; Dinophyceae; Suessiales; Symbiodiniaceae.
CUUCUUACUCCACUGACCACCAAGCACUCGCACUUUGCGCCUCGCUGUGUUUGCACAUGGUGCGCAACAUGCCAUGCAAGUGGCACACUUACACCAUGCUGCUAUCCUCGACCUGGACCAGGCACGAGCUUUGCCUGGACCACAGCACAGAGGGUCAGGCCAAUCCCUUGGCAGUGUACAGCCUCGGUGCAUUGGCGCACCUCUUGCAGCUUUUGCAGGUCGUUGCACCGGAAGUGGCGUUUGGAAGGCCUGGCCGAUGGUUUCGCUCCCAUUCUGCCUAAAAAGGAGAUUGGGGCACUGCCGACGUCGCGAGUGUGGACUCUUGGCGCCGCUCAGGUCAGAAGGAAGCGGAUCGAACAUGUACCUUUGCCGAGACGGUGAGCCGUGGCGGACGCAGCUGCGGAGGUGGCCCACGGAGUCUCGUGACCCGGAGGUCUUUUGGGAGGAGGCGGUUCCGGAUGGCGCCGCAGUGGAUGUUCUCGAGCUCGCUGGCAGCUUCGCAAGAGUCAGGACAAUGAGUGGAAUGGAAGGCUGGGUGCAAAAGCAGUAUCUUCGUGGCUUUGUUCGGACGGGGCACCAGGUCACAAGCGUUGGUUGCUUGAUGCCUGGGACUCAGGCCUCCGGCCCCUCAGUGCUGAAGGCUGCCGUGCCCAGCGUUUCUGGGUGGAAGGGAGCUCCCCUGCCACGCUUGGAGCGUUUGAAGGGCGUCUUGGAAUCUCUUCAGCUCAGAUGCCAAUUGGCGGCAGAAGAGCUGUGCCCGUCGGCGGCUCGGGAUGCACCCCAGUUCCUACGAUAUGCCUGGGCAGCACCGGCCACCGCCAUCGUGCUGGGCGCGUGGCAGGGUGGAAGGGGCAUCACCUUCCGUGGCAGUUCCUCCGAGUUGCUACGUGCGCUGGACCUCUUGGGCUACCUUUCAGUGCCCGGUGAUCUCCUGGAUGAGAUAAUCCCUUUGGAGCUUGGCACUUCAGCCCCCUCCUUCUCCUGUGCUUUGCUGGGCGAAGGUGCCGACUUCUUCCUGCGCCGCGAGGCGCUCCCGUUCGGGCACGCGGUGGCCUUGCUGGCCGGCGGGCCGCUUCAGGUGCGUUUGCGUCCGCCGGAGAGCCCAGUGCCCAGCGACGCCUUGCUGGGACACCGCACUGCAGCGCUGUCACGGGUCGAUUUGUUUCACCAUGAUUUUGCUGCUUCGGCCGAGUUGGAGGCAGAGUUGCACGAAGGCGAUGUGCUGCUGAUUCCACCUGGCUGGUGGCAUCAGCCCUUGGCUUUGUCCCCAGCUGCCAUGGCCGUGAAGCCUUACCUCAGCGAGGCCAUGGUGCCGCCUCUUCAACGACUCUUGUGUGCGACGGACUUGCUGGUGAAGGAAGACACCACCAUGUCCGAGAUAUUGAGACUCCUUGGACUGCAGCUGAGAGUAGGUGCGUGGCCUUUCUGGCCUGCGUCGACGCCCGAUGGCUCGUUCCAAGAUCGGAGGAGACGAGCACUGGAGGAACAGCCUGGCUUUGUCUACAGCGGGCAGGCUCUUCCUGCCGAUGCAGAUCUUUGGUCAAAGGAUGAGCUGCAAAGCUUCAUCGCCACGGGUGGCUUCAUCCAGCCGCGGCGGCGAAGACUGCGGUUACCACGUGACGCGGUGCCAAGGACCGCUGCUCCGCAACUGCGAGAGUGGUUGGAAAUACCUCUAGACCAAGGUGACCUCUCAAUUCCAAGUGAGGAUGCGCCCAAAGUGAUCUGGAUGUACUGGGCGCAGGGCUCCAAGCAACUGAAUGGCUUCAGGCGUCUUUGCGUGCACACAUGGCAAGUGCAGAAUCCUGAUUGGAAGAUCAAGAUCCUCGAGAAAGAGACAGUGGCCCGCUUCAUUGAGCCCUCAGAACUGCCGAGAUGCUAUGAGGAGUUGCCUGCGGCGCAACAGUCCGACGCUCUACGUUUGGCCUUGUUGGCCAAGUACGGAGGUGUCUAUACUGAUGUGGCCACCAUUUGUCUUCGCCCACUAGAGGACUGGCUUUGGGGCAGCAUGUCAGAUGGUACGCUGGAGCAGGGACUAGGUGGAGAAUUGGUUUCUGGCAGCCAGAGCGAAUCAUCCUUUGGUUCUUGCUUGGAGGGACCUCUACAAUACUGGCUGGGAAGGUGUCAGGACUCGACAUGACUAUCCA